Molecule: messenger RNA, 592 nt
Organism: Leucoraja erinaceus (little skate)
Lineage: Eukaryota; Metazoa; Chordata; Chondrichthyes; Rajiformes; Rajidae
Product: protein S100-A1-like
Exons: 3
Coding region: 169-480 (103 amino acids)
Molecular function (GO): calcium ion binding; transition metal ion binding
Source: RefSeq, a predicted model, not a curated record
AUUCCUUUCGCCACGAGUAAGGGUUUUGGGAGGCGGUACAUUGACAGCAGCCAGGAACCAGCCAGCCACAAGGCGCUGACUGACACAGACUUGGGCUGGGCCAGAUAUAAACAGCAGCCACUUAGCAGAUGCAACACAUCUGGGCGAGGCGAGAAGACACUCUACACCAUGGCAAAUCUAUCCCGGAUUGAGGUGUCGAUGCAGAACCUGAUUGAUGUUUUCUACGAGUACACUACGGCCGACAAGUACACUUUGAACAAGCCUGAGAUGAGAAAACUGGUGGAGGUUGAACUGAACCAACUCACCAAGAAUAAAAAAAACGUUGAAUACUUUGACCAGCUAUUUAAAGAUUUGGAUUUUGACAGAGACGGAGAAGUGAACUUUGAAGAGUUCGUGUCAUUUAUUGCAGGAAUCAUGUACUCCUGCAAUGAACUGUAUCUGCAGAAGAAGCAACAAAUGGCAAAGGGCUGCAAAAAGUAACUAGUGAUCUCAACUCAAUCAUGUGAAUACAAAAGCCUUUAGUAAACAACCUGUGUAGUGUGCUUGUUAUUGUUAUUUUUAAUCCAAAUAAUAAAGUGACUGGAACAACCAA